AUGAUACGACUCGUCAUUUCUAUAUAUUUGCUCUUGCUAAUACUUCAGCAAAUCUAUGGGUCCCCCAAACUAACAUUUCGUGGCGGCAGCUGUCGUUUCAGUCCCAAUUAUUUCUCGAAUUUCACCUUUUCCACCGCCAACUCCUCAAUUAAUGCCGAUAUGCAGUUAAUCAAACCGCUUCGACAGGGCUUGAAGGCUAAUUUGGAAAUUCAACUACGUCUAACAAAUUCCAAAAUGCAUCAGAAAUUAUUUUCGUAUAUUUUGAAUAUUUGCGAUUUAGUUGUAUCGUUUCGUAGUACGAUUUUCAAAAAAUGGUUUGAAUCUUUGCUGGCAUAUGGCAAUUUUAUGCCAAAUUGUCCGGUAGCAGCGGGUCGUUAUUAUGUGAAAGGAUGGAAACCGGAUUCAAAGUUGAUACCAUCAUAUUUAUAUCCUGGAGAUUAUCGCCUGAAAGGAUAUGUCUUCUAUGGCCGUUAUCAGGGGAAGAAGGAGGAUUUCGUGGUGGACAUUGAGGUGGAUGCUGUGAUUAGUUGA
Messenger RNA from Musca vetustissima, 531 nucleotides. RefSeq lists its product as uncharacterized. The record is from RefSeq and is a predicted model, not a curated record. Bases 1 to 531 code for a protein of 176 amino acids. The transcript is spliced from 2 exons. NCBI's taxonomy places the organism in Eukaryota, Metazoa, Arthropoda, Insecta, Diptera, Muscidae.